UACUGAAUUUUGGUUACAUCGUUGGCACUAUUUUCAACACUUAAAGUUGUUUAAGUUUUCAUGUUCUACAAUGGCGUCAGAUUAUCUUAAAAACCACAAAAGAUUUUGGAAAAAUGAUGAACCUGCGAAAAUUCCGAAAAAUAAACAAAUUCCAAUUCAGCACAGUGAUUGCAUCAAAACGUUUCUGAAAUGUAUCCAAGAUGAAGGUUUGCGAAAAGCUUAUAAUCGUUACGGAUACAAACCGGUGGAAUCAAAACAUCCAAGAUCGAUAAUCAAUGAUAUUGAAGAUGAAAAGAUCAGUGACGUCAUUAUAGUUGGUGCAGGAAUGGCAGGUCUAAGUGCAGCGUAUGAAUUAAAAAAAGCUGGUCUUUCUGUGAAAAUUCUAGAGCAAACAGACCGUUAUGGAGGAAGAAUAUUUACGUAUGGUGAAGAAAGCGGUCUUGCGUCUGGUUUGUAUGCAGAAGCUGGAGCAAUGCGAUUGCCUGGAGGUGUGGAUGAUCAAUAUGAAAAACAACAUUAUUUAACGGACGGUUACAUCAAGAACUUUAAUCUACCUAUCAAAUGUUUUCCAAACUACGAUGAAAAUGUCAUUACUAGCAUUUAUGGUCUUCGCGAAAAUCUAAAGGUAAAGUAUAAAAAUAGUGAACAAAAAGUGUGUAAAAGCAGAGAUCGUGUAAUGUAA
Xenia sp. Carnegie-2017 is the source of this 682-nucleotide messenger RNA. RefSeq names its product L-amino acid oxidase-like. Gene Ontology annotation, molecular function: oxidoreductase activity. The coding region runs from base 71 to 682 and encodes 203 amino acids. The record is from RefSeq and is a predicted model, not a curated record. The transcript is spliced from 3 exons. NCBI's taxonomy places the organism in Eukaryota, Metazoa, Cnidaria, Anthozoa, Malacalcyonacea, Xeniidae.